UCAAAUGCAAGCGAUCGCUUAUGUCAAAAAUUGAAACUGACAAUUCUCUUUGUGACAGCUGACUGACAGUUUUCGCCACUCGUCAUCAGCCGAUUGUUAACCUUAGUCGAUUGAUAUUUUUGCAUUUUUAUACUGCAAUGGGCAGAAAAUGUGAAGUGAUUUCCUGUGCCAGUAAUGAUAACAAAAACUGUGGAAAAUCGUUCUAUAAGUUACCGACCUGCGAAAAUAUCUGCUAUGAAUGGGUGAAAUUUUGUAAGUCUGCUUAUUUAGAGCAAUUAUUUUACAGCUAUGGACCCACAGCAUUGAAUCAGAAAAAAAUGUGUUCAGACCACUUCGGACUAGACUCACUGCGUGAUCCUUCCCGAAAAGACAAAGGGUACGUCAUCAUUCAUUAUGCGAUAUAAAAAAUUUGCUUACAUUUACACAUUCUACACUAAAAGCCGGCUCAAUACCAACACCGACAGAUAACCCAACAAACGCAAUUCAACGGUACAUGUCCGACGGUCACCAAGUUGCCUUAGAUCAACGAGAAGAUUUCUUCGAAUACGAGUAUCUUGACGAAUUAACGAUACUGAGAGGCGACGAUGAAUAUGUCGUGUAUGAAAGCUAUUUAGUAGACAAUACUUUAGAGGAUCGGAGGUCAAGCUAUGAGGUGGAUUUGUGCGAGCCGAUCGUAGAAGGCAACAGUGCCCUCCACGACGAUUUUAUUAAUUAUCCAAUGGAAGAGCUCCCGAUACCAAGCGAAACAAACCCAGUCGUUAUUCUUGAAAUAACACCAACAACACUGGAGGAAAUUGAUGUAGAAGAAAUCAGUAACCUGGACAAUUUCGAUCAGAUCUGUGAAGUGAGUCCGUCCUCUGGAAACGACGAAGAAAAUAUUCAAAGCUUGAACUUUAGAUAUCAAUACGAACAGGAAAAAGAGAUGCGAAAACUAUUGGAACUAGAAGUGAGGCAACUCAAACUAGAUUUACGAAUAAGUAAACGCACCAGUGCUAGGCGGGCACAGACUGUACGUAAAAGCAAAGAAACUAUUCGUAUGUACAAACGUUGUAUUAAAACUCUUCGUCAAAACACCAUGACCGACAAUAAGUUAUUGAACAAGUUGAAACAGAAUCCAGUACUGUAUAACAGCUUGGGUAACCUAGGCUUUACUCCUAAGAAGAGAAGAUAUAAUCAGCACGCAAAAAAAUUUGCACUAUCUACCUAUCUGUGCGGUCCACGAGUAUAUCGCAUGAUACAACUAUCAAAAGUGUUGUGUCUGCCUUCGAAACGCACAAUUAAACGGUGGACACAGGCUGUGAAAAUGCGCCCAGGAUUGAAUCAGAUCAUUUUACAGCGCAUGAAAUCGGAGGUUGAAUGUUGGUCUAGACUAGAGAGGAUAGUUGUAAUAGCAAUUGACGGAAUGAAGAUUAAAUCAUCUUUAAGUUAUUCUGCAAAGAAUGAUUUUUGUUACGGUUUCCCGGACUCCGGAUAUGAGCGAAAAGUCGAAAAGAACAAUCCACAGCAGCUCGCUUCAGAAGCUGUGGUCGUCAUGGUUAGAGGGCUGUAUAAAAAAUUUAAGCAAGGUCUAGGAUAUUUCCUAACACAACACUUUGGGAGCCGAUGAACAGCUAAAAAUAAAAACUGCUUCAAUACAAAGCUUAAGAGACAUUGGACUGGUUCCUCUGGUUCUCG
This is a messenger RNA of Wyeomyia smithii (pitcher-plant mosquito), 1674 nucleotides long. RefSeq lists its product as uncharacterized. The transcript is spliced from 3 exons. Bases 494 to 1606 code for a protein of 370 amino acids. NCBI's taxonomy places the organism in Eukaryota, Metazoa, Arthropoda, Insecta, Diptera, Culicidae. The record is from RefSeq and is a predicted model, not a curated record.